Molecule: messenger RNA, 1694 nt
Organism: Sarcophilus harrisii (Tasmanian devil)
Lineage: Eukaryota; Metazoa; Chordata; Mammalia; Dasyuromorphia; Dasyuridae
Gene: DEGS1
Product: delta 4-desaturase, sphingolipid 1
Exons: 3
Coding region: 253-1224 (323 amino acids)
Biological process (GO): ceramide biosynthetic process
Cellular component (GO): membrane
Molecular function (GO): sphingolipid delta-4 desaturase activity
Source: RefSeq, a predicted model, not a curated record
AGGGCGCGUCCGAGCGCCCGUCAGUCGGCCCAGACGCCGGGCGGUGCUGCGUGCGCGGACUGCGGCCCCUCCUUCGCCCCCUCUUCCUUGGCCGGGCCCUUAUCCUCCGCCUCCUGCCGCCAUCAGACACGAGCCCGGCCGCUGCUCGGAGGUGCCGCGUCCCUCUCCGGCGCGCGGACGACUGACAUCCGCAGGACGCGUGCGGGCGAGUGAGCAGCCCCUCGGGAGAGGCCGCGCGCCGCCGCCGCCGCGAUGGGAGCCCGGGUGUCGCGGCAGGACUUCGAAUGGGUCUACACGGACCAGCCGCACACAGAUCGCCGCAAGGAGAUCCUGGCCAAGUAUCCAGAAAUAAAAUCUUUGAUGAAACCAGAUUACAACUUGAUAUGGAUUGUGAUUUUGAUGGUUAUUGCACAGUUGGUUGCAUUUUACUUAGUAAAAGACUUGGACUGGAAAUGGGUUUUGUUCUGGUCUUACGCCUUUGGCAGCUGCAUUAGUCAUUCAAUGACUUUGGCUAUUCAUGAAAUCUCUCACAAUCUUGCAUUUGGCAAUGGCAAAGCUCUUUGGAACCGGUAUUUUGGAAUAUUUGCAAAUCUUCCUUUUGGCAUUCCAUAUUCUGUUUCCUUCAAGAGGUACCACAUGGAUCAUCAUCGCUACCUAGGAGGAGAAGGUAUCGAUGUGGAUAUUCCCACCAAUUUUGAGGGCUGGUUUUUCUGUACCCGUUUCAGAAAGUUUAUAUGGGUUAUUCUUCAGCCACUCAUUUAUGCUUUUCGACCAAUGUGUAUCAACCCCAAGCCAAUUACCUACUUGGAAAUUAUCAAUCUGACAAUUCAGCUGAGUUUUGACGUUUUUAUUUACUAUUUUUUUGGAAUCAAAUCUCUUGUGUAUGUAUUUGCAGGAUCAGUACUUGGCCUAGGUUUACACCCAAUUUCUGGACAUUUCAUAGCUGAACAUUACAUGUUUUUAAAAGGACAUGAAACUUUUUCUUAUUAUGGACCUCUUAAUUUAAUAACUUUCAAUGUAGGUUAUCAUAAUGAACAUCAUGACUUUCCCAAUAUACCUGGAAAGAAUCUUCCAUUGGUGAAAAAAAUAGCAGCAGAAUAUUAUGACAACUUGCCUCAGUACAACUCCUGGAUAAGAGUGCUCUAUGAUUUUGUGAUGGAUGAUUCUAUCAGUCCCUAUUCUAGAGUGAAGAGGCAUCUAAAGGGAGAAGUGAAACAGGAUUAAUACUCCAAUCAAAGGAGGACUCUUCAUAGUCACUUUAAAAAUGGCUUACACAUGUAUAUUACUUCCCCAUAUAUUUAUAUUUUGAAUUAUUAACUAGGGAGAUUUAGAAGCCACCCUUGUACAGUUUCCAGAUAGGAGCUCUACAAAAAGUUUCAAGAAUUUAAUAAGGCUUUAACCAAUUAACAUGCUUCUCCUAUGUCUAAUUUGCACUUGUGUGCCCUGAAUAAAACCAUGAUUCAGCUUGCUUCUAUGCCAUUACAUAUAAUUUUAAAAAACUAUAUAUUUACCAGUGUUAAUGUUUUGGGGGAAGCAUAUUGUAAAAAGACUUUUAAGAAGUUGCAUUUCUAUGAAUUGAAUUCUCUGCCCAUUUUGUUCAUCUGUGUAUUGUAUUUUCUGCAGAGAAAAAUCAUUAGAGUUGAGCUUAAGCACACAUAAAAUAAAAUAAAACUGAAUUAUUAAUUAAAACUGUA